GGGGUGCGGAAGGGAAAGGAGGCGGGGAGUUCUAAGUGAGAGAGGCGGGUGUCUCUUGCCUCGGCCGCGGUAGAGAAGCGGGGGGGGGGCGCUUUUUCUACCUUGCUCCCCCCUUUCCCACUCUCCUUUCUCCACGGGAUCCGGGUUUGCUAAGGGAACAGGGAGGGGGGGUGUCACGUCGCGUAAUGAUGUUGGGGUCGCCGGGGCAACAGCCUGGGGGGGCGGGGUCUGGGGCGGCCGCGGCCGGAGCGGCUGUCUCUGCCGCCACUGCAGCUGGUGGGGCCGCGGGGGUUGCCGGCUUUCCGUGCGGCGGCGUCUCGGAGAGGUUCCUGGCGCGCUACGUGCAGGAUUACCUGGAGUGCGUUGAGUCGUUGCCGCUGGACAUGCAGAGGCUGGCCUCGCUCCUGCGCGAGAUGGACACGCGCUGCCGAGAUGCAUUAAAAGAGAUUGAUGAAGUGUAUGAGAAAUAUAAGAGUGAGGAUGAUCCAAUUCAGAAAAAACGUUUGCAGCAGCAUCUUCAGCGAGCCCUGAUCAACAGUCAAGAGCUUGGGGAUGAGAAAAUUCAAAUAGUCACUCAGAUGCUUGAGUUGGUGGAAAACAGAGCCCGGCAAAUAGAGUCCCACUCUCAGUGUUUCCAGGACCUGUCAGAUACAGAAAAGCCCAUUGAAAAGUCAAAAGUGGAUACCUGUCAGCCAGAAAGAUCUUCUCGAAGACCCCGCCGGCAGCGUACCAGUGAAAGCCGUGAUAUAUGUCAUAUAGCAAAUGGAAUUGAUGAGUAUGAUGAUCAACCACCUAAAGAGAAGAGAUCCAAAUCUGCCAAGAAAAAGAAACGUUCUAAAGCUAAACAAGAAAGGGAAACUUCACCAGUUGACUUUGCUGUAGACCCUAAUGAGCCAACUUACUGUCUCUGUGACCAAGUGUCUUACGGAGAAAUGAUAGGCUGUGACAACGAACUGUGUCCAAUUGAGUGGUUUCAUUUUUCAUGUGUUGGACUCACCUACAAACCAAAGGGGAAAUGGUAUUGCCCCAAAUGCAGAGGAGACAAUGAGAAGACUAUGGAUAAGUGCACAGACAAAUCAAAAAAAGAUAGAAGAUCAAGAGACAGUCAAAGACUGGUCAUUGAUCCUGGAAGCCAAGUUCCAUGAUCGAAGAAAAUCACAGAGAAGUCCACCAGGUGCUAUAAGACAAGAUGUUGAUGGUACAAGAACAGGAAUUGAAGACUUCUGACAUUGGGACAAAAGGACUGGCAGAUAGAGAUAUUUUUUGGGAUCACCUGAAUCAACAUGGAAUUAUUUAAACUGUGGAAAAUUUCAGAUUAAGAAAAUUUUACUCUGCUACCUCCCCCAGUCCAGUAUUCGUUAAAUAUUAUUCAGAUGCAAGAUUUCUGAAACACACAGAAGUUUCCCCAACAGCAGACAUAUCACAUAUUUGAUCUAUCAGAGUGAAAUUACCAUGGUUUUCCUAAUAGACAAGAACCACAAGCAAUGGAAUCUUAAAUACUUGAAAUCAGUAUUGAUUUAUCUCUUCAAUAUAGAUUUCUAGUGAACCACCAGAGGCUCCAGAGAGCAGGUGGAAAGUGAUUGUAAUCAGGCUCGUCAGAUUCCAGGGCAGCUCGGCCAAGCUUUACAUGGUUUCAGGUCAAAGCUGGAUCUUUGCCUUGGCUACAGUUUAGUUUGGGCCUCGCUUAUUUGGUUAUUUCUUGUAUUUACCUUCAGCAUGCUCAUGCCUAUCCACCACUUCUCUGAAGUGGUGGCUCAAGGCCUCUGUGCACCUGAGGCAGGGUGCCAAAUGCUUUCUCUCCUGUGUGCACCCUCCUCCCCUUCUUGCCCCUCCGUUCUUUAAAAAACAAAAGAAGGGGGCAGAAGGGCAAAAUACAGUAUUCAUCUGAAUCCAAUACUAGUUCACACACCCCCAAGUUUUUUGAUAUUAGAAAUCAGGAGGUUUACUUAAAUUCAGAGUCCUGUUC
Messenger RNA from Hemicordylus capensis (graceful crag lizard), 1966 nucleotides. It is a transcript of the gene ING2, whose product is annotated as inhibitor of growth family member 2. Gene Ontology annotation, biological process: positive regulation of DNA-templated transcription. The coding region runs from base 186 to 1145 and encodes 319 amino acids. Gene Ontology annotation, cellular component: nucleus. The record is from RefSeq and is a predicted model, not a curated record. Lineage: Eukaryota; Metazoa; Chordata; Lepidosauria; Squamata; Cordylidae. The transcript has 4 exons.